Molecule: messenger RNA, 1849 nt
Organism: Limanda limanda (common dab)
Lineage: Eukaryota; Metazoa; Chordata; Actinopteri; Pleuronectiformes; Pleuronectidae
Gene: sash3
Product: SAM and SH3 domain containing 3
Exons: 8
Coding region: 84-1436 (450 amino acids)
Molecular function (GO): protein binding
Source: RefSeq, a predicted model, not a curated record
GACACAAACUCGGAGCGAUUAACACCGGUGCAGAUUUCCCUCCCAACAGUUAGUCCUGACAGACCUGACGAGCACGGAGCAAGAUGUUGAGGCGAAAGCCUUCAAACGUCUCCGAGAAGGAGCAGGUGCAGCCGAAGAAGAAGCUCACCCUGCAGAGGUCCAGCAGCUUCAAGGACUUCAUGAAGCACAAGCCCACCUCUCCUGUUGUGUCGGAGAAGGAGUUCGUACUGGAGGAUAAUGUCACAGAGGAUUUUCCACCAGAGGAAGCCGUGAAGAGCGGCAGCAAACUGGGGAAGAAAUGGCGAAACGUCAUCUCGCGCACGAUGACCCGCAAGACGUCCAAGAUGGUGCAGAAGGCUCUGGCUGAGGAGGGGGGAGAGUUUGGAGAGGAGACGUCUCCCAUCUCUGACUGGCUUCCGGUUCUGAGCGCAGGACAGAGGACGUCUGUUUGCUCCUCGGGGUCAGAGGACACCCUUCCCAGUCCCAUCUCCCGCCAGCUCUCAGGCAGUAGUGACAGACAGAGCCUGGACAGUGGAUACUGUCAGAGGGACAGCAUGAGGCUGGAGGAGAGCGGCGUCUCUUACACCGGACCCUUCUGUGGUCGAGCUGUGGUUCACACUGACUUCACCCCCAGCCCGUACGACAUGGAGUCGCUGAAACUCCAGAAAGGAGACAUCAUCCACAUCAUCGAGAAGCCCCCUGUAGGGACUUGGACCGGGAAGCUCAACAACAAGAUGGGCUCCUUCAAGUUCAUCUACGUCAACCUCCUGCCUGACGAGAGCCCCCCCGUCAGGAGGAGACGCUGCGGCAGCAAAAGCCAACGAGUCAGAUCCAAACCCAAAACCCUGGAGGAGGUGCUGGACAGCAUGGGCCUGACGGAGCUGAGUUCUUUACUGUCCAUGCACGGGUUCCAGAGUCUGGAGGACUUUGCAGGACUGAAGGAGUCUCACCUGAAUGAGCUGAACAUCACUGAUCCAGAGCAGCGCUCCAAGAUCCUGAGUGCCAGCGAGCUGCUCAGAGACUCUGAGGACGAGUCGGAGGCAGAGGAGGAGGCCAAGGAACCAAGGGACUCGGGCUGUUUCGAGAUCUUGGAGAACCUGGAGAGUGGACGUGAGGAGGUGAAGAGAGCGGAGGAGCUGCAGAGUGAAGCAUCAGAGGAGCAGACCGAUGAAGGAGGAGAGAAACACGAGCAGGAGGAAGACGAGAAACAGACAGAGCAGCUGGAGGAGGUUCAGGAGCAGCUGAAGGAGGUUCAGGAGCAUCCGGAGGAGGUUCAGGAGCAGCUUGAGGAGGUUCAGCUUGAGGAGGUUCAGGAGCAGCUGGAGGAGGUUCAGGAGCAGCUGGAGGAGGUUCAGGAGCAUGCGGAGGAGAUUCAGGAGCAGCUUGAGGAGGUUCAGGAGCAGCUGGAGGAGCUGACCCUGGAUGAAGGAUGUUGAGACGAAAUGGAAAAAUACUCCGACUGGUUUUAUUCCUGCUUCUCUGAGACUCUGAUGGAGAUUUAACAACGUGACUGUACCAGAGUUGGACUGACGAGAGCAACAUGAUGAUGAAGAUUGAAAUACUCUGUUCUCCUCAGUUUGAUGUUGAGUAAACUGUAAUUUGUCUUUUUGUUAUCAUUCUGUUAUAUUGUGUGAAGUUUCUGUUUAUAAUGGUACAAAUCCCCCAUUUCUCUUCUCUUCCCUAUGUCCUUAUCUCAUGUUUGCAUAGUGACUGUAAAUGUAAUGAAUGUAAAAUAUUUUCUGAUUAACGUGAGAGUUCAGUUUAAGUUUUGUCAGAGACGUUACAGUGAUUUUCUCUGACGUUUCUGAAGAUGCUGUAAAUAGAAUUUGAAUAAAACAUAAUUAAGUGA